This is a messenger RNA of Durusdinium trenchii, 3810 nucleotides long. The record is from the annotation of a GenBank genome assembly. NCBI's taxonomy places the organism in Eukaryota, Dinophyceae, Suessiales, Symbiodiniaceae.
ACUACAAAAACAAAUUCGGAUGAUAUCGAAGACAAUCGACAAGGUUUUGCAACCAUGUCGUUUUAGUGACAAGCAAUGUUGUGGGAUCUGGGCCAGGUCCAUGGCAGGACCGCUUGGACUUCGCGGGGAGCUAGUGAAAAUUCUGAGAUUUUGCAGGGUAAGGCGCAGCUUUUGCAAAUCUUGAGGAGGUCAAGAAGUAGGGAAGAAUGGGCAGAUGCGGCUGCUGGCCUUUGUUUGGGGCAAAAAAUGGUUGCUUCCGAGUACGCAAAAACGAUCGAAGAAGCUUGUUGUUUUCGGAAACUUUGGGAAGUAGCGUUGGCUACAUUGGAAGACAUGCGUGAGCAAGGCAUCCCUCGCAAUGCGCCUGUGUAUGUGGCGGCAAUCAGAUCAUGUGGGAAAAGUGCUUGGAGACACGCGCUAUCGUUUUUGGACGAUAUUCAAGCUGAUCGGAUGGAACAGGGAACGGCCUCUCACAAGGCUACAUUGAAAGUGCUAGAACACGCUGGUCGCUGGAAGGAGGUGCUGGCGAUUUUGAAACGGAUGCAACAGAGCGGUCCAACGCCCGGUCUGGAAGAAUAUUCCUUGGCGUUACGGGUUUGUUGCAACAGGAGUCACAGGGUUGUCCAAGAGUUGCAGGCCAGUUUGGACGCUGUCAUACUUGGCAAUCAAGUAGAAAUGUGUGGGCCGGAUGAGUGGCAACAUGUUCUUGAACUUCUACAAGAGUUCGCAGCGAAGAAACUAGUGCCAGAUACGGUGGUUUACAGCUCGGCCAUCCAGAUCUUGGAGAAAAAUUGUUUUUGGGCUUAUGCUUUGCAGCUUCUGGGUGAAUGGCGCCAUGGAGGACACAACAGCGACACAGCCCUCUAUGGCACUACCAUCAGGUGCUGCUUGCGAGACAACCGGCUGGAGGAUGCAAUCUCUUUGAUGAAGGAGGCGAUAAAGUGGGAGCUGCGCCCUGACACAGAGACUUAUGAGGCUUUGAUCCUGGAUUGCAGUCUGGCUGGACAUUGGAAUUGGGCCUUCUUCUUUUUGAAGGACAUGAUCAAGGAUGAUCGGCCCGUGACUUCCACGGUGUACGAGUCUGUCCUCGAGGCAUGUCAGGUGGCUGGAGAAUGGAAGUGGGUGCUGACCGUCUUGAGCCUUUUUGAGGAGGCUAUGCAACCUACCAAAAAGGCAUAUUCAGCAGCACUCUUUGCAUGCCAAGAGGCACAGGAAUGGGAAUGGGUAAAAAUCUUGCAGCAGAAGUUGACGUUGCGAGAGAAGGUUGAAAGCGCCGCCGAAUAUGGCGGCCAGCCUCUCGCUUUGGCUCACCUACAAGCUGUCCAAGGAGACGGAGACGUGAAAAGCACAAGCGUGGCCGCUGCUUUGCAAAUGAGUCGCAGCCACACAAGUUCUUGGCAAGGAGCACUUCUGUUUCUUCGCGAUCUUCAACGACGGCGAAUUCGAGCAACAGCCAUGGCUUUCAACUCAGUGACCGAUGCUUGCAGAAGAGGCGGAGAGAUUCAAAAGGCGCUUGAUUUGCUAGAAGAAAUGCAGCAGGCGGAUUUUGACCCCGACGUUGAAAUCUACAAUGAUCUUGUCAGUGGAUUGCAGCCCGGAAAAGCCAAACAGACUCCACCAGCUAUCCGGCAAAGCUGGUCAAUGGCUCCUGGCAGCUUCAGAAUUGUGAGGUCGCUUCCAGGGAGUCAUUCUGGACAUGCCAAAAAGCGUCGACAAGUUCCGCCGCCGUAGGUCAGACGAGCGGCGUUCUUAUUGUUGUAGACAGCCCAACAACAUGGUCACUGUAUAUUUUUCCCUCAGCGCAAACACUUCUUGAUUUUGGACAGCAGGGAUUCAGGGCGCGUGGCGGUGGAAGCCAUUGCCCCUGCAGAUCCUACUAUCCCCAGCUGCGGUAUUCCACAGACUGCGGACCAACAUGAAGGCAAAGCAUUGGUCAACUGUGCCCACCAAUCCAUUAACAAAAGGAUCUGGCCGCGUGUUACAAACAGAAGAUGCGCAGUCUGGAGUGAUUCCCGGAGAACACGAAGCAGAACCAACAUGCAUCCGAUCUGUUGUAGAUCGGCUGGUAAGCCCCAGACAGCAUCCGUACAAGUCAGGGCGCACAAAAAGACGAGCCGUGAGAUUCAAGCCAGCUAAGUCCUGGCCCCAGCAAUAAGUGCCACUCAUAGAUGGCCAUCCCAACACCCAAACAAGGUCAAAGAUGUUGUUGUCAAAAGUGCCUCUGAAGGGAUCCAGCCGAAGGCAUCAGGAGCCAAUGGAAAAGCCAUCUCAGUCGAUGUGUCCGGGCUUGCCAUUCGCGUCUCUAAUAGAAUCACAGCGCUGUUCAGUGGGAUGUCCGCCUGAGAUCCAUCUUCUUGGGAUAGCGCCAGCGUUGGAGGCAAGUCGCCAACGGAUGGUAUAGCACACCUGCCAGUCAAUUCAGCGCCUUCAGUCCAUCUCAAUGAUAAACGCGCGGCCUUGCAAAUCCUGUGGCCCGUAAAGAGGCCACAAGGAGCGCCAAUCAAGUAACGCCCAACUAAGUGUUAAUACUGAACGAAGCUAGACAGCUGCAUGAGUCACGUGCUCAAUUGUACAGACUGAAACACCAACGAAGGAAGCGAAAGGAAGUGCCGCAAAAGAAAUCCCGGAAAACGUCCAUAUAACGAAGAUCGUCCGUGGUGUUGGGACGACUCCCGAGGUUCUGCCGACACGGCUGCGCUGCUGGUAAAAUUCUAGCCUAGGGUUCCCAGCAGACUCGUAACUACAACCUGACUGACGCUUGUUUCUCCCGGUGAAGCUUCUGAUAAGAUUUACGCAAAGCAAUCACAGAUCAAAUUAACCAUGGAGGCGAGCGUGAACUACCUUGAGUUCACGUAAUUGCUGGAUCAAAAAUCAGGCCCCAGUGCGACGCUGCCGGCUCAAAUGUUGACUGCGCUCUAAGAUUUUGAUCAGUUGCAGUGGGCUUUUAAUGGCGCAUGAUGGGCCCCUCUAAAAGCAGACAGAGGCCUUUGGCAACUUAGCGCUAGGUUUGCAAGAGAUUUGGUUUGAUUGCGUUUGCGCUGCGCGUUUAGCAGGUUGUUGCUGAUAUAGCUGGCCCUUCAGUGAGGAUUUGGUGGGAAGGUUCUCAUGGCUCGAAACCUGCAAGGACCCAUAUUGCUGUGGUACAUGAACCCUAGUCGCCCUAGAAAUUUACAACAAUUAAUAAUUCCCUAGUAUCCUGGAGAAUCUGAGGAGUGAGCAGUUUGAUGGGGCAACAAAGUUCUCGGACAAGGUCCUUUGCCCAUAUUAUAGCCUGCUUGCGUAAAGCAUGUCAUGGCUCCGGCUCCGGCUGCUCCGCCUUCUUGCUGCAAGACCACAGGGGAGUUUCGUCUGGAUGCUGGCGCUUGGUUUUUCAUUUGUUUACCCCGACAGUCUUUUGUCAUGUGUCGGGCCUUUUUGGACCACAGGGCUGCUACCGCCAUGUUUGGUCUAUCUCGAGCUGAACCUAGGCCAUUAGAUCAAGAGGAAGAAGACAGCGAAUAAUCCAAAUGAUCGCAAAAGUUGAGCUAUACCAAGUAGUGGUCCAAACAUGUUCUGUUUCUGCCCUGACUUACACAAGUGUAGCACAGACCACGCAGGUAAGCAGAGGGCGCAACACCUGCAACACCCCGAGCUGAAGUUUUAUUCGUUGCAGCUGCAGUGGUUGUGUCUACGCCGCUGCUACAUGCUUCUGCAGCAUGCCCAUUUUGCUCUGCUGAAUUUCACAGCCACAGCUGUGGAGCUCAUCUUUGAAACACUCCUAAGCCCGCCGAACAGCCUGAAGGAGAAAGAAAUAGGCACCUUUGGCGUGUU